Molecule: messenger RNA, 1389 nt
Organism: Fusarium redolens
Lineage: Eukaryota; Fungi; Ascomycota; Sordariomycetes; Hypocreales; Nectriaceae
Product: cytochrome P450
Exons: 7
Coding region: 1-1389 (462 amino acids)
Molecular function (GO): iron ion binding; oxidoreductase activity, acting on paired donors, with incorporation or reduction of molecular oxygen; monooxygenase activity
Source: RefSeq, a predicted model, not a curated record
AUGUUGAUACUAUCACCAAGCUUCAUGCUUGGAGCUGGCGCUCUCCUUCUCGCUACUCAUAUCAUUAUCCGCCUGACUUCGGCUACGGCAAAGGUUCCCGGUCCCUUUAUAUCCAACUUCACGUCACUUGUACUGAAAUGGCACGAACUCAACGCCAACCGUACCGUGUACAUUCACGAACUUCAUAAGAAAUAUGGCUCGGUUGUCAGGGUCGCACCUAAUGAGGUCUCCUUCACUUCGAUUGAUGCUCUCAAAGAGAUCUAUGGUUCCGGUGGUAGCGGAUAUGACAAGACCGAGUUCUAUGACCUCUUUCAAGUCUACGGCAAGCGAACAAUGUUCUCAACCCUGGUUAAAGGCGAUCCCCCCUGGCCGGGAUACAAGAACGCUCCAAGAGGUUUGUUGAGCGCUGUGCUGACUCACCUGACAAGACGGCAGACGUAUUUAGAGACACAGCUGACCAAACCAGCGUUGCACGCAUAUGCUUGUGAUUGUGUUACACACCAGUUGUUCCACCCAUAUGGAAGCAACUGCCUGCAGAACAAGGACGAUGAAGAAAUGAUGCAUCAAGUUGCUGCCGAUGACAGUCUUCAAAGUAAGCUAACCCCGAUUCUUCACCGUCUUGGAUCCAGCAUUCUGACUAGCUUUGCCAAACCCCGACUGAUUCCCCUGGCCGACAACUUUGUCAUUGAAAACGCCAAGGAAAAUGGUGCAGCAGAUUUCACCGUCUUGAACCGGCUCAAGGAGAAGGAUAGCGUCCUUGAUACUAUCGACAUGGCUGCCGAGUGUCUCGAUCACAUGGCCGCUGGCAUCGAUACAACCGGCGACGUUCUCUGUUUCUUGAUGUGGGAACUUUCACAACCCCGAUCGAUAAAGUAUCAACGACUUCUACGAGAAGAGUUUCGAAGCAAGCCUGACGCCCACUUUGACGAGUUGCCCAUGCUAGACGCCGUACUAAACGAGGGACUGAGAUGUUUCCCCGCGAUUCCAAUGUCAUUGCCUCGAUACGUUCCCCACGGUGGCCGUGUCAUUGAUGGAUUCUCCUUACCCGAGAAGACAGUUGUUAGUUGCCAGGCCCUUUCAGUUCACCGAAUCAACGAUCAUGUUUUCCCUGAGCCGGACAAGUUCUACCCUGAAAGGUGGUUGGAAGCUGAAGGAGAUGCCGACCGACGAAGACAUCAAUGGGCCUUCUCCAGCGGAGGAAGAGGAUGCAUUGGAAAACACCUUGCCAUGGCGGAAAUGAAGACCCUGCUGCGAGACGUGUAUUCACGAUACGAGACUGGGCCGGAUGAGUCAAUGAAGAGCGAAUCUAUGGUGAUGGACGAUCAACUGAUCUCCUCGCGACCUCUCGGAAAGCGAUGCCUCCUUAGAUUCGUGCCUUUGAAGGGCUGA